GACGUUCAAACUAUAUAGUUUUUUCGGGAAUACUAAGGUUGCCACACUGUUGGUUAAAGAUUUAUUUACAAUUACUUAAUCAUGCUGCAAGGUUUGUUGCAAAGGACUUGUGUGUCUGCGUUGAACACGGCACAAACGCUAUUUGUGCGUCAAAAGCAUGCCUUUGACCGUGCCGUGCUGAAGCCCAAAGUGCGGUGUCACUUCCCAAAGCCCCGCGAAGUGAAGAGAAUCAAUGUGCACGGCUGGGAGACCCGGAUGGCCACGCCGGAGGGACGUCGAGUUCUUAUGCGACGCAUGCUGAAGGGCAGACACGAUCUCUCCCAUUAGGCUACUUAAUAAAGCAGAUUCAUUAUAGAGUUAAC
Molecule: messenger RNA, 362 nt
Organism: Drosophila innubila
Lineage: Eukaryota; Metazoa; Arthropoda; Insecta; Diptera; Drosophilidae
Gene: mRpL34
Product: 39S ribosomal protein L34, mitochondrial
Exons: 2
Coding region: 82-327 (81 amino acids)
Biological process (GO): translation
Cellular component (GO): ribosome; mitochondrial large ribosomal subunit
Molecular function (GO): structural constituent of ribosome
Source: RefSeq, a predicted model, not a curated record